AUAAAUUUGGGUGCUAGCUAUCAGUUUCGCAGUAGAAAGCACACUAGCAUCAGCUAAUCCUGCAAGAUGAGAAAGAUUUUCCUAUUGAUUGCCCUGGCGUAUUUUGGGAUUUCGAAUGGAUCCCCAAAUUUUGGCUUGACACCCAAACUUAAUCCAACGACUGGAAUAACGUCUGGGCUUUCAACAUUCAUGACAGCUAUAACCACGCUGGCUGGUACUGUUAAAGGUCUGCCAACGACCAGUACUAAUGCUAUGAUUUCUACGGUAAGCACCAACCUGCAGAGUUACGUGAAUGGGCUCGUGGUUGUCGCAGGAUAUUUAAACAAAAACAUCACUGUCGCACUGUCGGAUACAAAAACGGAACCUAGUACGUUGCUUAGCAAUAUAUUUACGUCUCUCGAUGGUAUUUCAACGUACCUAAAUGGGGAUGGCAGUGCAUACCUUAGUGCUAUAUCUUCAGUUCUACCCAGCAGUAGCGCGUUGAACCAAAUAAUGGACCAGAUUAAUAACGUUCAAACAGCGAUGAGUGAUAUUACUCUUGCUUUAUCGAAUUUGCAAACGGCAAUAUAUACCGCUAUUGCGAACGCCGGUACUGCCGCCGCGGUAACGGCAACUCAAGCAAACUCUGCAAUCGACGCUUCUUCCGGUACGGCCAUUAACACAGCCUUCACGACCAUUUCAAAACAGCUUACCAAUAUCACUAACAAUGUGAAAGGAAUGGCCACUGCUGCUGUUUCAACUAACACCUACUUAACGACUAUGGCCACCACUGUUAGCAAAGCAGCCGUGAGCAUCAAUGCGACUCAAGCCACUUUCCUGAGUGCUCUUAACAGUGUUAACGCUACUGCUGUUUCGUUUUUCAGCACUGCCUCAAAAACUGUUGCCAGUGAUUUGAAAUCAGUUGCCACAAAGCUUGCUAUUUACGCAAAGGACUUAAACCUUGGCGCCUACACCACCGCAUGGACUUCUAUCUCUACAACCAUUACCAGCACCAUGAAUUCAAUUUCCUCCAACAAUAUGGAUACCGUUAACUACGGCCUAAGCACAAUAUACAGUCAAGCAGUGCAACUGGUACAGACUGCUUCUGCGUUGUACACCAGUUCGAUUUCCGAUUUGGCGGCUGCUUUGGGAACACAGGUCAUGAGCCUAGGAACAACGGGAGCUGCUUGCAGUGCCAAAUAUUCUGCCUCUAUCACCACCGCGUUAUCUACAGCCCAGACCGCUAUUGGAUCAUGCCUUCAAUCGGAACAAACGAAAGCGGCUGCCAUUAUGGACAUCAUUGUCCGUUUGCAACAAAUGGCGAUUGGUAGUCACCAAAAUAUUAUCGCCCUCAUCGGAAGCUGUGGUUCCUACACAAACUUCGCUAGUGUUCCCCUCUCCUACCAACAAGCACUGGCAUGCCUACAAACGAUGAUACCAAGCGCAGACACUGUUACAGUGCUGUAUUCUACGUUAGUCCAACCGGAAUUCGAUACAGCAGCUUCGUUACUUGCUGUGGAAGCCAGCAUGUCUCAAGCACGACUUAACGAAUGCCUUACACUGGCAAGUAGCGUUUUCAGUGCUCAAACAACAACACUGAGCACCUUGAUUGGCAACUGUACCUAAGCCGAUGCCUUUCAAAGGAAAGAGUUGUUCUAUGUAAUCAACCAAAUAAUCGAAAUAAUAAAAGUCCACUCAUCGAAAA
This is a messenger RNA of Wyeomyia smithii (pitcher-plant mosquito), 1684 nucleotides long. RefSeq lists its product as uncharacterized. The record is from RefSeq and is a predicted model, not a curated record. Bases 67 to 1605 code for a protein of 512 amino acids. The transcript has 3 exons. NCBI's taxonomy places the organism in Eukaryota, Metazoa, Arthropoda, Insecta, Diptera, Culicidae.